This is a messenger RNA of Rhodofomes roseus, 714 nucleotides long. RefSeq lists its product as uncharacterized. The transcript has 8 exons. The coding region runs from base 95 to 610 and encodes 171 amino acids. NCBI's taxonomy places the organism in Eukaryota, Fungi, Basidiomycota, Agaricomycetes, Polyporales, Fomitopsidaceae. The record is from RefSeq and is a predicted model, not a curated record.
AGCCUCGCUGUUCGGCGGCAUGUUGCGUCAACUCUCAACGCUUGGGUAGCGUGAUGCUCUUAGCCUUCACUCAUCUUCCCUUCUGCCACGUACCAUGAGUGCCCCCGAGGAUGAGCAGGAAGCAGUCACCCUUCUUCGUUCUAUUUUCACCGAUAACUGCUUCCUUGUGGCUGCCAUUGCUUUCUAUGUGUUCGAUCGCUGUAUCUGCGCCGGACGUGAGAUUGACCUGAUAUGGAGCCGUGGCUAUUCCUUGGUCUCGGGUUUCUACGCACUGUUAGAAGUGUUCACUGUUCUCUGCUUGAGUCUGACAGCUGCUCAAAACCUUCUGUAUUUGGAUUGCAAGGUAGCAGUUUCUGCAGAGAUUGCACUACAGAUCAUCACUGCUAGCUACAAUGCAGUGAUAGCCGUCAUAGCUGCCUUACGUGUCUAUGCUGUCAAUGGUAGAGAUUGGCGACUAUCUAUCGUUGUCUUCCUAUUGCUCCUUCUGCGCAGUGGUUACGAUGCGUUCCAAGGGAUCAAUAUUAUUGGUGUUGCUGUCCCUCGGCCAGUUGGGUGUGUAGUUGAAACUGCCUAUUCAGUGGCCAUUGCGUUCUAUAUAUUGCGUCAAUAGCUGCCUCAAUGGCUGCGGAUGCUAUCGUAUUCAUUGUCACCUGGCGCCGCACUUACCAUGUGGCACGACUUGCCCGCGAGGCGGACAUCGAGGUGUCUCUCAGC